Molecule: messenger RNA, 2670 nt
Organism: Astyanax mexicanus (Mexican tetra)
Lineage: Eukaryota; Metazoa; Chordata; Actinopteri; Characiformes; Acestrorhamphidae
Gene: has2
Product: hyaluronan synthase 2
Exons: 4
Coding region: 377-2035 (552 amino acids)
Biological process (GO): hyaluronan biosynthetic process; extracellular matrix assembly
Molecular function (GO): hyaluronan synthase activity
Source: RefSeq, a predicted model, not a curated record
UCUUUACAAAUGUAUGAGCUACAGGAACCAGAACCGGGCGCGAGGAACACGUUAGAAGAAGCAGCUUAACCUUGGGGCAAAAAAAAAAAAAAAAAAAAAAAAACAGAAAAAAAAACUUGAAGCAGCAUCCUCAACUUUGACUACUUGAAUGAUUUUCACGGUUUUCCUCACUUUUAACACCAAAAACAAUGAGUGUCAGGACGAUGCAGCGGUCUUAAGGAGCUCAGCACUCUGGAGAACCCUUCCAUGGAUCUAGCACACUGCCUCUGCUCGCACGAGGGAGUUUUAAUGCAGGGUUCUCCAAGUUCUCCUCCAGCCUAAUCCUGCUUACACCCAUCCAUCCAGAGGGACGACCAGCCCACCCAGCUGCUCCAAGAUGCGAUGUGAAAGAGUGAUCACCUACCUGAGGAUUAUUGGGACUACACUGUUUGGUGUCUCGCUGCUUGUGGGGAUCUCCACAGCCUACAUCAUGGGCUACCAGUUCUUCACCACUACGGGCAAUUACAUGUCCUUCGGCCUCUAUGGGGCCAUCCUGGUCAUUCACCUCAUCAUCCAGAGCCUGUUCGCUCUGCUGGAGCACAGAAACAUGAGGCGGUCCCUGGAGACCCCCAUCAAGCUUAACAAGUCGCUGGCCCUGUGCAUCGCCGCCUACCAGGAGGACCCCAACUACUUGAGGAAGUGCCUGAUAUCGGUCAAGAGGCUGACCUACCCGGGCAUAAAGGUGAUCAUGGUGAUCGACGGGAACGCCGAAGACGACGGCUACAUGAUGGACAUCUUCCGGGAAGUGAUGGGGCGGGACAAGGUGGCCACCUACGUGUGGAAGAGCAACUACCACCAGCGGGGGCCGGAGGAGACCGAGGAGACGUACGGCGAGAGCCUGCAGCAGGUCUCCCGCCUCGUACUCAACCACAAGUGCGUGUGCAUCAUGCAGAAGUGGGGCGGCAAGAGGGAGGUCAUGUACACGGCCUUUAAGGCGCUGGGCAGGAGCGUGGACUAUGUGCAGGUGUGUGACUCGGACACCAUGCUGGAUCCCGCAUCUUCAGUGGAGAUGGUGAAGGUUCUGGAGGAAGACCCCAUGGUUGGGGGGGUUGGUGGAGAUGUGCAGAUCCUGAACAAAUACGAGUCGUGGAUCUCGUUCCUGAGCAGCGUGCGGUACUGGAUGGCCUUCAACAUUGAGCGGGCAUGCCAGUCUUACUUUGGCUGCGUUCAGUGCAUCAGCGGCCCCCUGGGGAUGUACAGGAACUCCCUCCUGCACGAGUUCCUGGAGGACUGGUACAACCAGACCUUCAUGGGCAGCCACUGCAGCUUUGGCGACGACCGGCACCUCACCAACCGCGUGCUGAGCCUGGGUUACGCCACCAAGUACACGGCUCGCUCCAAGUGCCUGACGGAGACGCCCAUCACGUACCUGCGCUGGCUCAACCAGCAGACCCGCUGGAGCAAGUCCUACUUCCGCGAAUGGCUCUACAACUCCAUGUGGUUCCACAAGCACCACCUGUGGAUGACGUACGAGGCGGUGAUCACCGGCUUCUUCCCGUUCUUCCUCAUCGCCACGGCCAUCCAGCUGUUCUACCAGGGCAGGAUCUGGAACAUUCUGCUCUUCCUGCUCAUCGUCCAGGCCGUGGCGCUCAUCAAGUCUUCCUUCGCCAGCUGCUUGCGUGGGAACAUCGUCAUGGUCUUCAUGUCCUUCUACUCAGUGUUGUACAUGUCCAGCCUUCUUCCUGCCAAGAUGUUCGCCAUCGCCACCAUCAACAAGUCCGGCUGGGGAACCUCCGGCAGGAAGACCAUCGUGGUGAACUUCAUCGGGCUCAUUCCCAUCUCGGUCUGGUUCACCAUCCUCUUCGUCGGCAUCAUGUACACCGUCAUCCAGAACACGCGGAAGCCCUUCCCCGAGUCCGAGAAGAUAGUGCUGAUCAUAGGCGCCAUUGUGUACACCAGCUAUUGGGUCAUGCUCUUGACUUUGUACAUGGUACUCAUAGCCAAGUGCGGCAAGAGGAAGAAAGAGCAGCAGUACGACAUGGUGCUCGACGUCUAAUGCCCCCCCCCCCCACCACCACCCCCGACAUCCCCCCCCUCUUCAACGUUUACAUUGUGAACAAUCUCACUUUGGUUCCUGUAUGGGAUCUCCGCAGGUGACGGGACGUCACAGGAGAGACGUAUUGUUGCUGCUGUGACACUAAGGACAUUCAGUUGAAGUGUUUACUUUAAACACUAGAGUUAGCAAGGUGUUGGCUCUGAUAAAGCGAUGGUUGGGCAAAAAAAAAAAAAAACAUUCACACAGUUUUCACCACCUUUUCUAAAAGUAUGCUAAGUGCUAAAUGCUUCCAUUGCUUAUUAGCUACAUUAUAUUAGCAUCUCAUAGUGUACAAUUAUUCGUAAGCUGACAGCAUAUAAACUAAAACUUAAUAAUCUAUUUGUAAUGAUUAGACAUGCAGUUAGCACCCUGUUGCUUAACGGUUGCUAACCGUUGCUUGUUAGCUAUAUUAGAUUUUUGACUUCUUGUAGCUUGGAGCAUGAAUCUUGUGUUUUCUUAUUUUUAGAAAGCAUUUUAUUAUUAAAAAAAUAUAUGUUUUUUUCUUAGAAAUAGAAAUAUUGUGGACUGUGGACAUGUGGACAACAUGAUUUCGGGCAUAGAGUUAGCACCAUGCUAAUUAGCUACAUUAGCCAAAU